Molecule: messenger RNA, 1842 nt
Organism: Thalassophryne amazonica
Lineage: Eukaryota; Metazoa; Chordata; Actinopteri; Batrachoidiformes; Batrachoididae
Gene: ccdc149a
Product: coiled-coil domain containing 149a
Exons: 13
Coding region: 113-1834 (573 amino acids)
Source: RefSeq, a predicted model, not a curated record
UCUUGACGGCGGCGACGCUAAAAUGUGACGUUGCUUAACAAAUUUAGCAGCAGCGCUGACUGAACUGCUGCAUCCAGACACACUUGGCAAUUUGUCAGAGCAUUUUAUCAGGAUGAUGCAGUCGUCUAAGAGGACUGAGAGUGACUGGCAGGGGCUGGUUAGCGAGUUCCUGGUGUGCAAACGCAAACUGGAGAGCAAGAAGGAAGCCUUACUCAUCUUGUCAAAGGAACUGGAUAUGUGUCAACAGGAAAGAGACCAGUACAAGCUGAUGGCCAACCAGCUAAGGGAACGUCACCAGGGCCUUAAGAAGAAGUACAGAGAACUUAUUGACGGUGAUCCUUCGUUACCACCAGAGAAACGCAAUCAGGUGAACCUGGCUCAGCUGCUGAGAGACUCCAGGGAGCGAGUGAAACAGCUCGCAGAGGAGGUGAAGGAGCUGACUCAGAGGCUUGCAGAGGUCCAGGGGGACAACAAGCUCCUCCGGAUGACCAUCACACGACAGAGGCUGGGCGAUGAUGAAGUAGGUGUGCGGCACUUCCCUGCCCACGAACGCGAGGAUCUCGUUCGCCAGCUGGAACGAGCGGGACUCCAGAUGGAGGAGAUGGAGCACAACACGAAGGCUUUGACAGAUGAGCUGCAGGACGUGAAGGCAGAGCGCGCCGUGUUCAGCGAGAAGGCCGAACGACUCAAUGUGGAGCUGAACCACAUUUUGGGCAACAAUGAGGCACGCAUAAUCGACAUAGAUGCUCUCUGCAUGGAGAACAGGUAUUUGCACGACCGUUUCCGCCAAGUACAAGAGGAGGUGAACCUGCUGAAAUCCAACAUUAUGAAGUACAAGACUGCACUCGAGAGGAGAAAAAACUCCGGUGCAUACGGGAAAUCCAACCACAGUCCUCUCACCGGAGUCCUCUCAGCCAAACAAGUUCAAGAGAUGCUCCUGGAGGACCAAGGCUGCAGCCUGCCGGCCACACCCCAGUCCAUAUCAGACCUCAAGUCCCUAGCCACAGCUCUGCUGGAGACCAUCCAUGAGAAGAACCUGAUCAUCCAGCACCAGAGGCACACCAACAGGAUCCUCGGAAACAGAGUUGCUGACUUGGAAAGGAAGCUGAAGACCUUGGAGGUGUCAGGACUCUGGAGCCUUCCAGGCUUGACCUACCGCGUAUCGGUGGGAAUUGGGAGGACACGCGAUAGCAUCUCUCUGAAUGAAAGCCUGCAGCUGGAGCUUCAUCCAUCACGUGCCACAUCUCGGCCAAGCACCAGACUGCAGGCGCCCAAAGAUGAGAGAAGUUCCCAUGAAUCAUUGUGGGAAUGCCACACCAGUGGCAGCGACCUUGCCCCAGAUGUUGUCAGCAGGGAGGACAGACCUGCUCUCCUCCACAGCCUGGGGCCUCUACGUCGCGUGGAGACUGAUGGGGGAGACGGCGGGGGAAGGGGAGACACGGUGACUCUGACAGAAGAACACACUGCUUUGGAGCAAGAGGAAGAGGAGCGGAGUCCGGUGGAAGAGGCGGGGCACGAGGUUGAAGGUGCUGAAAAUGAAGAAUUGGGCUCCACCGUGGAGGAAGGAGAAGAGGCAGCGCUGGCGCUUGAUGCUCCGACCUCUGAGACGAAUUUUCACCGGCUUCCACUGAGGCAAAUAUCAGACAGUCAUUUUGAGGUGAGUCGCCUGCUGUGCGCACCCCUGGAUGAGGAUGCCAGUAACGUCCCCGAACAGACAGAAUCCUCAAAAUUAUCCCCAGAAUUCCCCGUCACAGACACAUCCGGUACACAGGACUGGGACAUUCAUUGUCAGUCAGCGCCAAAGGACACCUGCCACAACGACAGCCUGGUCUAAUAAGACAU